Molecule: messenger RNA, 1197 nt
Organism: Synchytrium microbalum
Lineage: Eukaryota; Fungi; Chytridiomycota; Chytridiomycetes; Synchytriales; Synchytriaceae
Exons: 7
Coding region: 1-1197 (398 amino acids)
Source: RefSeq, a predicted model, not a curated record
AUGGCUCCUAGUGGAUACGUCGCUGUCGCUACCAGCGAAAAGAUCGAUACGGAAAAAGGAGAGCUUCUUGAACCAACAAAUCCAAUCUACAUUCUCGCUGCAGAACCAGAAAAGAGGUCAUGCCGAAAAGGACGUGUAUUGAUCCGUAUUGUCGCAUUAGUUUUCGGAUUCUUCUUCGCUGCUCAUGCUUUGAAGGCCAUGCACCAUCGAUGCGCUUCAACCUUCUUUGGGUUUGAAGACAAUGUCAACGCUUGGGAACUUGCUUCUGAAUCCUUUGAAGUCGACCCAGCUACAGUCAAUGCCAUCGACGUUAGUGUCACUGGUGCCGUUCUUGCAAAGAUCAAGACUGAGCUAUCUGAAGACAAGAACAUCGCCGUGUCCUUCAAAGCUCUCUCAAAGAACCCAGCUACCGAAGCCAAUAUCACCGUUACUCACGAGGUCGAUGCUGAAGGAACUCUUCGCAUUGUAGUUGAGGCAAGUCUUGACUAUGCAUCUAUGCAGACUGUCUCUGGCGCAGCUGACAAUGACACCUCCAUCGAAGCCGAUGACGAUGUAGUUGUUGAUCUCACCAUGUAUUUGCCACAAUCAAAGACCAAGGCCGGAACCAAUUUGAAAAUCGUAGCUCCAAAGGCUGGCGUUUCAGGCGGUGACUUGACAAACCUCGCGCUGGGUACCGUUGAUGUGAACGUCAACUCUGGUGCAGUCACCUUCAAAGGUGCCAAGGCACAAGUAUUCAUCUUAGGAGUCCAAAACGGUGGAAUCAACGGAGCAUUCUAUGAUUACUUAUCUUUUUCUGCUGAAGCCGAGAACGGAGCUAUCAACAUUGAUCAAUUACGAAGCAACCAGAACGGGCCUACCAAUGUCCACUUGGCUGUAAAGACUGGUGGUAUCUCCGUCAACAAGGUCGAGUUUGCACAAAAUUACGUGAAUGUCGUCGAUGUCUCUGCUCAAAAUGGAGGAGUCAAGCUCUUUGUCCGUGACUCUUUCCAUGGCGACUUCGAAGUCAAGACAGAGGUCGGUGCCCUCAAGGUCUCGGCUGAUACAUCAGGUCUCGAAAUCACCGAUAACAUUCGAACACCCACUGGAGGUGUCAUUGAAGGCACAUUCCGCAAGAGCGGAUCAGUGGAAGACGGAACCAUCAACGUCUCUGUCGGUGUAGGAGCUGCUGAUGUCAAAUUUACUAGUAACGGCUUUUGA